This is a messenger RNA of Otolemur garnettii (small-eared galago), 4727 nucleotides long. RefSeq names its product KAT8 regulatory NSL complex subunit 1 like (gene KANSL1L). Gene Ontology annotation, molecular function: histone acetyltransferase binding. NCBI's taxonomy places the organism in Eukaryota, Metazoa, Chordata, Mammalia, Primates, Galagidae. Bases 400 to 3366 code for a protein of 988 amino acids. The record is from RefSeq and is a predicted model, not a curated record. The transcript is spliced from 15 exons. Gene Ontology annotation, cellular component: NSL complex.
AACAAAUUACCCCAAAACAUUUGUUAUUUCAUAAUUUCUGUGGUUCAAGAAUCUAGGUAUGGCUUAACUGGGUACCUUUGGUUCAAGGUCUCUCAUAAGACUGUAACUGAGGUGUUGGCUGGAGUAGCAGUCAUCUCAAGGCAUGAUGGGAAGGAUCUGCUUCUCAGAUCACUUACACGGCGACUGGGAGGCCUUACAUCCUUGCUUUAUAUUAGCUGGAGACAUCAUUGUUUUGCCAUGUGGAUUUGUUUAGCUCACAACAUGGCAGUUGGCUUCCCUGAGUGAGAGAGGAUGACCAGAUGGAAGCCACAGUCUCUUUAAUCUCAGAAACAGCAUCCUGUCAACCUCUGCUGCAUUGUCUUCUCUAGAAGUUUCCAGUAAUUAUCUGCAGAAAUCGCCAUGACCCCAGCUCUGAGGGAGGGAACAGCAAAGGGUAUCUGCUUUUCAUCUUUGCCAAGUACCAUGGAGUCUGACAAGAUGCUAUGCAUGGAAAGUCCGAGAACUAUGGAUGAAAAGCUAAAAGGAGACACUUUCUCUCAAGUGCUGGGAUUUUCAACUCCCGAGCCUACUCUUGAUACUAAUUUUCUGAAUUUAAAACAUUUUGGCUCUCCUCAGUCUUCAAAACACUAUCAGACAGUUCUUUUAAUGAGUUCUAAUUCUACAUUACAUAAAUACAAUGACAAUUAUAAGCAAAAAAAUUUAGGAGAGCCCAAUUGCAAUAAGCUGAAAAGCAUAUUGUGUAAUGGUAGCAACAUUCAGCUCAGUAAAAUCUGUCAUUCUCAUUCUGAAGAGGUCAUCAAAAAGGAGCCUUUAUCAGAUAAUACAAGCCAGUACAUGAAAGAUGUACAAAUUAUUUUGGAUUCAAAUGUAACCAGAGACACUAAUAUAGAUAAAGUACAACUGCAAAACUGUAAAUGGUACCAAAAGAAUGCAUUUAUGGAUAAAGUUACUGAUGCUGAGAUUAACAAGGGUUUUUUGCACUGUGCUCAAAAGAAAAUUGGACCUGGCCACUCAAAUGUGCCUAUUAGUUCUUCAACUGCUGAAAAAGAGGAGGAAGUGAAUGCUCGUUUACUUCAUUGUGUAAGUAAACAGAAAAUUUUACUUAGCCAGGCUAGAAGAACUCAGAAACAUUUGCAGAUGCUCCUGGCAAAACAUGUUGUUAAGCAUUAUGGUCAGCAAAUGAAAUUUUCUAUGAAGCAUCAACUCCCCAAAAUGAAGAUCUUUCAUGAACCUACCACAAAUAUGGGUAACAGUUUACCUAAAUGCACUGAUAGUAAGCCAGAAGUCCACAUAUUGACUGCAGAGAAUAAAUUAUGGGAUGAUACAAAAAAUGGCUUUGCACGGUGUACAGCUGCAGAAAUCCAAAGAUUUGCAUUGUCUGCUACAGGGCUGUUGUCUCAUGUUGAAGAGGGUCUGGAUUCUGAUGCAACUGAUAGCAGCUCUGAUGACGAUUUGGAUGAAUAUACCAUUAGAAAAAAUGUGGCAGUUGACUGUAGUACUGAAUGGAAGUGGCUUGUAGACAGAGCAAGAGUUGGCAGCCGAUGGACUUGGCUUCAAGCCCAGAUUUCAGAGCUCGAAUACAAAAUCCAACAACUAACAGAGGUUCACAGGCAGAUUCGUGCCUCCAAGGGGAUAGUGAUCCUAGAAGAAUGCCAACUUCCAAAAGACAUUUUGAAAAAACAAAUACAAUUUGCAGACCAAGCAGCUUCGUUAAACACUACAGGGAAUCCUCAGGUUCCCCGAGAGUGUCAAGAUCCUUUACCAGAACAAGAUUUUGAAAUGUCACCAAGCAGCCCUACUUUACUUCUUCGAAACAUAGAAAAACAGAGUGCACAGUUGACUGAGAUCAUCAACAGUUUGAUUGCCCCUCUCAACUUGUCCCCAACUUCAUCACCCCUCUCUUCCAAAUCCCGUAGCCAAAAAUGUCUGGCUAAUGGCAUUUCCAGGAGUGCUUCAGAGAAUUUAGAUGAGCUCUCUUCCUCCAGUACCUGGUUACUUAACCAGAAGCACAGUAAGAAAAGGAGAAAAGACAGGACAAGAGUGAAAUCUCCAUCCUUGACUAUCAUGAGUACAGCAGCCCGAACAAGGCCACUUCAGAGUUUCCACAAACGAAAACUCUACAGAUUGAGCCCCACUUUUUAUUGGACUCCACAGACUUUGCCUUCAAAAGAAACAUUUUUAAAUACUACAAAAAUGCCUUGCCUACAGUCAGCUUCAACUUGGAGUAGCUAUGAACACAAUUCAGACUCUCAGCUAUUAAGGGAACAUGUAUCCGAGUUGGAUUCCUCUUUCCAUUCUGUUCUAUCAUUGCCAUCAGAUGUACCUCUUCAUUUUCACUUUGAAACAUUGUUUAAAAAGACUGAAAUAAAAGGAGAUCUUGCUGAAAAUAAAAUUGUAGGCGACUGUAUCAUAUCUCCAUCAUCUGUACAUAGCACUUCUCUAAAUCAAUGGAGAAAUGGAUAUUCACCUACAUGUAAACCUCAAAUAAGGUCAGAGUCUUCUACACAACUGUUACAAGGAAGAAAGAAAAGACACUUGAGUGAAACAGCAUUAGGAGAAAGAACUAAAUUUGAAGAAUUUGCUUUUCAACACACAGAACCAGGAUCCUAUAACAACUCUACUGCUGUUUGUAAUGUCAACAUUAUAUCAAGAACCCAGAAUUCAUCAUCACAAAAUGCUGCACGACGGAGAUUGAGAAGUGAGAGCUCUUAUGACAUAGAUAACAUUGUGAUUCCCAUGUCAUUAGUAGCACCAGCUAAGUUAGAGAAACUCCAAUAUAAGGAAAUACUUACUCCAAGCUGGAGGAAGGUUAUUCUUCAGCCCCUGGACAAAUGUAACCUAGGUGUGGAAGAGAUAGAAGAUCUUUCUGAUGACAUCUUCACCCUAAGACACAAAAAAUACGAAGAGAGAGAGCAAGCCAGGUGGUCAUUAUGGGAGCAAAGCAAGUGGCACAGAAGAAACAACAGAGCUUACAGUAAAAAUGUUGAAGGACAGGACUUACUUUUGAAAGAAUACCCUAAUUACUUGAGUAGCAGUCAGCACUGUGCUGCUGAAAGUCCUCCUGAGCUUCUUUCAGAGAACUAUGAUCUGUGCACACACAGUUCACCUUCUUUAAAUCAAAGUCAAGAAAUCAAAUCUUUAUGGUGGGAACGACGGGCUUUUCCAUUGAAGGAUGAAGAUGCAGCAGCCUUAUUAUGCCAAGAUGAAAACAAGGAUCAGAUUGAAAUGUCAAGCACAGUUUCUCACGGUGAAAUCUUCUGUACCAGUGUUUUAGAGAAUGGCCACCACCCCAAAAAACAGUCAGAUAGAAUGGAAGAGUUCAAAACCUUUGGUCUAGGACUUACUAAUGUUAAAAAAAACAGGUGACAGGGAACAGGUUAAGCAAACUACGUAAAUGAAGGAAAGACAGGAGGAAAGGAAAAGCCCUGUUCUGGAUGCCUGGGCCCUGUGGUCAUGAUUCCAGAAUAAGAGCAUGUGUUGCAUGUGUCAGUCUUUUAUGCUGUUCAUGAAACAAGCAAGAUAAGUCUCUCUUUCAUUCUUGAACCACAACAGUAACUAGCUUUUCAUCUGCAGACAAGUGCUAGUCAUUUGUGUUUACCAUGCAAAUUACGAGCACCAUGAUGUUAACUGUUGCAAUUGAUGUGAAAUCACAUUAUUGGGUAAUUUUUAAGACUAUACACUCACACAUACACGUACUUACACACACACACACCCCUGUGUGUCAAAUAACGAUUUGAUACACGUAGUUAUUAAUUAAAAUUGCCUCAGAAAUUAUUAGCGUAUACAAAUAUGUAUCUAUAAAACAUACACAAAUAUGCACACAUAUACCUAUGUAGUUUUAAUAAAACACUGACAAUGACCCACUCCACUUGGAAAUGCAUGUAUGAACUACCCUGAAGUAAACUAGUGUAAGCUACAGUAUAGAAAAAGCACGGGUUUCCCCUGAUAAAAAGACAUCUAAAUCUUGAAUACAGACAGAAGUUUCUUGUUUUUUCUUAAACAUGUUUAACCAAUAACAGAAAUUACUUAUGGAACUUCUUAAUACCAGAUAACACAAUACUCCUUUAUUCAAAAAAAAUCACUGAUACCCUUUGGACUAACCACAGGCUAUACUCUGUUCAUUCCUAACAGAAUGAGAAAGUAAAUGACAAUUAAAUGAGCACCAAACAAGAAAGUCCUAUAAAGUUUUUAAAAAGUGGCUGUAUUUCUAGCUAAUGUGGUCAUUCCUUGAUAUCACUUACCCUAUUCACAUAAGCACCUUUCAUCCUUGCAUCCUAGAUUGAGGAUUAAAAUUUUUCAAAGGACAGUGCUUCAAUAUUGGAUACUGAAGAGUGUACAUUAAGGAAAAUUCUUUUAUAAGUGACUGUGCCAUUUUUUUCUAUGUGAAGUUCAGGACAAUUUAUCUAAAUCAAUUUUGUCAUGUAAAAAAGGUUAUUCAAGUGGUAGUACCCAUAUAACUGAAAAUCGUGGCCAUUUGGCUUCGUCUAUGCAGUUUGACACUAAAGUUUUGGCCAGGGAUUAGGAAAUGAUACUGGUCCCUCUAAAGGGGAAAAAUUCAAAUUCAAUGCUGACAAACUUGCUUGUAGUUUUGCUGUACAUUUAUUUUUAAAGAAAAAGAAAACAAAAGCCAGACAAAUUCAAAUUGUCCAGGCAAAUAUACAAAUCUUUGUCAUGUCUGAUAAUUAUAAUCUUCUAUGUAAGUUUUUUAAUUAAAGUUAUUUCUAUAU